UCCAACGUUCACCAAGACGCCCGUCUCAGCCAGGCCAGCAGCACCUCAUUUGCCACAUGGCCUCUGUGCCCUCUCUACUGAUGGCCUUGCUACUGUCCAGCUAUGGCCCUGGUGGGGCUCUGGGCUGUGACCUGCCACAGAACCACGUGCUAGUUAGCAGGCAGAACUUCGUGCUUCUAGGCCAAUUGAGGAGAAUCUCCCCUUUCUUCUGCCUGGAGGACAGAAAAGACUUCCGUUUCCCCCAGGAGAUGGUGGAUGGCAGCCAGCUCCAGAAGGCCCAGGCCAUCUCUGUCCUCCACGAGAUGCUCCAGCAGAUCUUCAACCUCUUCCAUGCAGAGCGCUCCUCUGCCGCCUGGGACGCCACCCUCCUGGACAAACUCCUCACUGGACUCCAUCAGCAGCUGGAGGACCUGGACACCUGUUUCGUGCAGGUGAUGGGAGAGCAAGACUCUGCCCAGGGAAGGGCGGGCCCUACAGUGGUGCUGAAGAGCUACUUCCAGGGAAUCCAUCUCUACCUGAAAGAGAAGAAAUACAGUGACUGUGCCUGGGAAAUUGUCCGACUGGAAAUCAAGAGAUCCUUCUCUUCAUUAACCAACUUGCAAGAAAGGCUAAGAAUUAUGGAUGGAGACCUGGGGUCACCUUGA
Messenger RNA from Camelus dromedarius (Arabian camel), 644 nucleotides. RefSeq names its product interferon omega 1 (gene IFNW1). Gene Ontology annotation, molecular function: cytokine receptor binding. The record is from RefSeq and is a predicted model, not a curated record. The transcript has a single exon. Gene Ontology annotation, cellular component: extracellular region. Bases 57 to 644 code for a protein of 195 amino acids. Gene Ontology annotation, biological process: defense response. Lineage: Eukaryota; Metazoa; Chordata; Mammalia; Artiodactyla; Camelidae.